Penicillium angulare is the source of this 972-nucleotide messenger RNA. RefSeq lists its product as uncharacterized. Lineage: Eukaryota; Fungi; Ascomycota; Eurotiomycetes; Eurotiales; Aspergillaceae. Gene Ontology annotation, cellular component: cytoplasm. The record is from RefSeq and is a predicted model, not a curated record. Gene Ontology annotation, molecular function: cysteine synthase activity; cystathionine beta-synthase activity. Bases 1 to 972 code for a protein of 323 amino acids. The transcript has 3 exons.
AUGGGCUCCAUCAGCGGACCACCGGACGUGAUCCAGCGUAUUACCCAACAAAUUGGGAAUACCCCCAUGAUUGACCUUAGUCCUUUCACAAAAAGACUGGGGGUUCAAGCAACUGUGUACGCCAAGCUUGAGUAUUUCAAUGCUGGCGGUAGUAUCAAAGACCGAGUUGCUCUGCGUAUGGUAGAGCAGGCAGAGAAACAAGGCGAUAUUCAUCCAGGGGAUACUCUUAUUGUGCCGACAAGUGGUAACACAGGCAUUAGCAUUGCUUUAAUAGCUGCUGUGAAGGGUUAUGAAACGAUAAUCACAUUAUCGGAGGGGAUGUCCAUGGAAAAGGAGGUGGUACUUCGAUCCCUAGGCGCGACUGUCAUUCGAACUGCAUCUGGAGUUCCAUAUGACUCCCCGAAAUCUCAUCUCGGCGUUGCCAAACGGCUUGCGAAAGAGUUGCCGAAUGCACACAUGCUAGAUCAGUUUGGAAAUGAGGAGAAUCCAACUGUUCAUGAGUUGGGAACUGCAGAAGAGAUCUGGUCGCAGACCCGUGGACGAGCCAACGUUGUCAUUGCGGGUACUGGGACUGGUGGGACCGCGACAGGUAUUUCGCGGGGAUUGCGGAAAUACAACCCAUCAUUUAGAAUGAUCUGCGUUGAACCUGUUGGCUCGAAGAUGUCUGAAUCUCAUCACUCGGUUGACAAGAAGGUGAGUAGCCAGCCUUUCCUUAUGGAAGGUAUUGGUGGGGACUUUACGCCAGAGGUUUUGGACCAAAGCGCGAUAGAUCAAUGGUGCAGCGCCGAAGACAAAGAGUCAUUCUAUUAUGCUCGAAAACUUAUCCGGGAAGAAGGUCUUCUUGUUGGAGGUAGUAGUGGGAGCACCGUUGAAGCUUUGGUGCAAGCAUCCCGGAAAGGUCUCAUCAACAGCGACGAUGUGGUGGUACUCAUUUUUCCUGACAGUAUUCGGAACUAUUUGAGCAAGGUAUAA